This is a messenger RNA of Chrysemys picta bellii (western painted turtle), 797 nucleotides long. RefSeq names its product zinc finger matrin-type 5 (gene ZMAT5). Gene Ontology annotation, cellular component: U12-type spliceosomal complex. Gene Ontology annotation, molecular function: zinc ion binding. The record is from RefSeq and is a predicted model, not a curated record. Lineage: Eukaryota; Metazoa; Chordata; Testudines; Emydidae.
AGAUGUAGUCCCUUCAUUCGAACGCGUGCGCCGGAUCCUCGCUGGUGGCGGUAAAAAACUACAAGCCCCAGCAUGCUGUGCGGUGGCGCUCAGGGAGGCGCAGGUUGGGGAGUCGGGCUGUGGCCGUGGGGAGGCAGCACUGACCCUGCUCUGCCCAACGGAGGAUAAAUGGGGAAGAGGUAUUUCUGUGACUACUGUGACCGAUCCUUUCAAGACAAUCUUCACAACAGGAAGAAGCACCUGAAUGGGGUGCAGCACCUGAGGGCCAAAAAGGCCUGGUAUGACCUGUUCCGAGAUGCUGCUGCUGUCCUGCUGGAGGAGCAAAGCAAGAAGCCCUGCAGGAAAUUUCUGCAAACAGGGCAAUGCGACUUUGGGUUCAACUGCAGAUUCUCUCACAUGACAGAGGAGGGUCUGGAGAAGCUGAACGCACAGGUACAAGAGGAAAGGAGAUCAAAGGAGGAAGGAGCAGAGGUCCCAGCUGGCACAGUAGAGGACUGGCUGGAGAAGAGAGCAAAGAGGGUGAGCUUGGCUCAGAGCAACAGUUCCCUGACGGAGAAGACGUUGGUUUUUCAGUACCCCCCUGGCUGGCCUCCAAUACAGGACCUUCCCCCAUCCCUUCAGGCUCCACCCCCUGGAGGAUGGCCAAUCUUACCCAACCUCCAGUGGGGAUGAAGGCUGCAGGGGCGUAGAUGUGUGGAGUUAUGCCUCAUGGAGAAGAGAGGGGCUCUGUUUGCUGUAGGAAAUGUUCAGUAUUACUUCAUAUUUAUUUUUUAAAUGAAUAAAAGUCACUUGAGUCA